Monodelphis domestica (gray short-tailed opossum) is the source of this 1186-nucleotide messenger RNA. It is a transcript of the gene TNFRSF13B, whose product is annotated as TNF receptor superfamily member 13B. The record is from RefSeq and is a predicted model, not a curated record. Gene Ontology annotation, biological process: hematopoietic progenitor cell differentiation; B cell homeostasis; negative regulation of B cell proliferation. Gene Ontology annotation, cellular component: plasma membrane. NCBI's taxonomy places the organism in Eukaryota, Metazoa, Chordata, Mammalia, Didelphimorphia, Didelphidae.
ACGGAACACAGAGGCUGGCAGUUGGUGGGCUCUGGAUGAGAGAGAGAAGCUGCUUUGGCUCUAGCUGUCAAGAUGCCCAGAGGGUAGCUGCUUGGUAUUUCUAGGAUGGACCCAGAAAAGCCAUUGGUUCCCUCUCUUUGGCUGUCUUGAUAUUUCUUCCUGUUCCUACUGCUGAUGCUACAGAUAAUGGAUUUCUACUGGUGCUGGUGACAUCUCUCUGAGACUGCUGUCUGGAGCAAAGAAGGACUCUUGUUUCCAUUGUCAAGCCUUACCUAUGGUGGAGGACCAUGAAACAGUGCCCGGAGGAGCACUAUUGGGACUUCCUACUGCAAAAGUGUACCCCCUGUGAAUAUCGAUGCAAGAGACCCAACCACCAGAACUGUGACAUGUUUUGCAAGUCUCUGAGGUGCAAGAAACAAGGCAGCUACUAUGACCAUCUUGUGAAAGACUGCAUCAGCUGCUACUCCAUCUGUGGACAGCACCCAAAGCAAUGUGCACACAUCUGCCAGAAAGGUCCCCUGUCACACCUGGAGCAGGAGCUGAGUGGGGACCCGGGACAGCUGGCUGUGGUCUACACCGUGCUGGGGCUGUGUGUGUGCGCUGCCUUCUGCUGCUUUGUCAUCACAGUGGCCUGCUUCCUCAGAAGGAAAGGAGAGCAGCCUCCUCCAGGGAGGCUUCAGGACUUCACUGAGGAUCAUUUAAUGGAGGCAGGAAGAGUAGGAGGUGGCUCCAAGGAGCUCAGGACGCCCGAGCCUGUGGAAACGUGCGGCUUUUGUUUCCCGGAGCAGACUCCCCCGACUGAGGAGAGCGCAGCCCCGACCGAGGCCUCCCGUCCCGAGGAGGAGAAUGGAGUCGCGCCCAGGGGAUGGCUUGGCCCGGUGGGGACGGCGUCCUCGGGGCCUCCCCCAGGCUGCAAGGAAGGCUGCCUCAAUAUCAUCUGCUCCCCCUCCCAGGAGAAAGCGCCCCCCUCCUGAAACAGGCCGCCAUCGGAAGGAGCUUCAGCGGCUGCCCCGUCUGCUCUCGCCCCGAACGAAUCCAUCUGCAGGAAACACGCCUUCCUGCGGCAGCCCGAGCUGCAAGACCAGCUCCUUUCUCGAGCGCCCCACCCCCACCCCGGGCCGGCCCUGCUCCAUUGGGCUAUUCUCGCGGUCUCCCCGUCCCCCUAAUAUGGCAGAAAUUGAACAAA